Molecule: messenger RNA, 633 nt
Organism: Chanos chanos (milkfish)
Lineage: Eukaryota; Metazoa; Chordata; Actinopteri; Gonorynchiformes; Chanidae
Product: B-cell antigen receptor complex-associated protein alpha chain-like
Exons: 5
Coding region: 1-633 (210 amino acids)
Biological process (GO): B cell receptor signaling pathway; B cell differentiation
Cellular component (GO): external side of plasma membrane; B cell receptor complex
Source: RefSeq, a predicted model, not a curated record
AUGUUGGUAAUCCCAGAACCCGACCUGCCGUCUUCGAGGUUGAAGCCGUCCGAAACGGCCACCCUGAAAUGCUGCUACAGGAGCUCCAGAAAUUUCACGGUCUACUGGGUCAAAAUCGUCCACAACAAAAACGGGACAUUGGCCAGUUUCGUGACUUCCCGAGUGUACGAUUUUUCCAGAGAGACGGUUGCGGGGGCGAAUGAGAACGUCAUAUGUCACAAACUGACACUUAAAAACGUCACGUUGAAGGACGCGGGCCUGUAUAAGUGUUACGUCGACGUUGGAAACUCCAGUUUGAAACACUCAGUCUACACACACGGCACCUGCCUACAAGUGUGCAAGCCAAAGACCUCCAAGAGCAUCAGUAACAGAUUUAAGAACAAUAUCAUCACAGCUGAGGGAGUUCUGCUCCUGAUUUGUGUUGUGAUCCCCGGACUUCUGCUCCUCUCCAAGGCAAAAAGGCAAACUACACUGGAAAUAAAGUACUACAAAGAACAAGAGAACCUUUAUGAGGGUCUGAACGUGGAAGAAUGCAGCUCCACAUAUCAUCAAAUCGAACCCUCCCAACUGCCACAGACUUACGAGGAUGUGGAGAACACGGUGACAAAGGAUGUUGAGCCGGAGAAACCCUGA